Molecule: messenger RNA, 7221 nt
Organism: Stegodyphus dumicola
Lineage: Eukaryota; Metazoa; Arthropoda; Arachnida; Araneae; Eresidae
Gene: Ptp99A
Product: Protein tyrosine phosphatase 99A
Biological process (GO): protein dephosphorylation
Molecular function (GO): protein tyrosine phosphatase activity; protein binding
Source: RefSeq, a predicted model, not a curated record
AUACAACAAGCAACAGAUUUAGAUCUUUCUUCUGAACAUUCACAAAUGAUGGAAAAUAAGAAUAAGAAUAGAUAUGUUAAUAUAGUGGCAUAUGAUCAUACCAGAGUUAUACUGAAGCCUUUGCCUGGACAAAAGAAGAUGCAUGAUUAUAUAAAUGCCAAUUACAUUGAUGGUUAUAACAAACCUGCUGCAUAUAUUGGUACUCAAGGACCUUUGCCUUCAACUUUUGAUGAUUACUGGCGAAUGAUUUGGGAGCAAAGAGUAUACAUUAUAGUUAUGAUAACAAAUCUAGUGGAAAGAGGCAGGAGGAAGUGUGACAUGUAUUGGCCAAAAGAGGGUACAGAGACUUAUGGUAUCAUUCAAGUUAAGCUAAUAGAGGAACAAGUUAUGGCUACUUAUACUGUUCGAACAUUUGCUAUAAAAAAUACCAAAAUGAAGAAGAAGUUAAUGUGUGAAAGAAAUGUCUAUCAGUACCAUUAUACAAAUUGGCCUGACCAUGGGGUACCUGAUCAUGCACUGCCAGUUUUAAAUUUCAUUCGGAAAUCUUCUAAUGCUAAUCCAAAUAAUGCAGGUCCAAUCAUAGUGCAUUGCAGUGCUGGAGUGGGCAGAACUGGCACUUACAUUGUUUUGGAUGCCAUGCUUAGGCAGAUACAACAUAAGCAAAGCAUAAAUGUUGUUGGUUUUCUUAAGCAUAUUAGACAACAAAGAAAUUAUUUGGUGCAAACCGAAGAACAGUACAUAUUUAUUCAUGAUGCUCUCCUAGAAGCAAUUGAGAGUGGGGAAACUGAAGUUCUCUUGCACCAGUUUGGUUCAUAUGUAAGUAAUUUAAAUAAUCCAGUGAAUGAAGGUGGAGAGAAAAGUUCAAGUCCUCUAGAAAAACAAUUUAAGUUGGUAACUUCAUUUAAAGCUCGGGACUUCAAUGUGGUUUCAGCAUUAAAGCCUUGUAACAAAGGAAAGAAUCGAUCUCUUAACCUCAUUCCACUUGAAUCAUAUAGGGUUCACAUCACUCCAAAGCCUGGAACUGAUGGUUCUGAUUAUAUUAAUGCAACCUUUCUGCAGGGUUUUCAUAAGCUAAGAGAAUUUAUAAUAACUCAGCAUCCACUGCCUAGCACAGUUGCUGACUUUUGGCAAAUGGUGUUUGAUCACAAUUCACAAAUAAUUGUUGUACUUUCUUCAGUUGAUGAUAAAGAAAAUCCAUGUUUUUGGCCCAAAAAGGGGGAAGAAAUGGAUGAUGGUAGCUUCAAGCUAAAAAUGGUUGAAGAAUCUUCCCAAGAUGUUUUUGUAACUAGAGAUUUUAUAAUGCAAGCUACUCAGGAUGAGUAUGAAAUGACAUGUAGGAUCAUUGAAUGCCCAGGAUGGCCUGAAAGUUGUAAUCCUCCAAGCAGUGUUUUUGACUUGGUACAAGUUGUCCAAAAAUGGCAUUUGGAGUACCAAAAUGAUCCUAUUAUUGUUGUUGACAGGUAUGGUGGAACAGAAGCUGCUGCUUUCUGUUGUCUUACAACAUUGAACAAACAACUUGAAUAUGAAAAAUGUGUUGAUGUAUACUUGCAUGCUAAAUUGUAUCACAUGAGGAGGCCAGGAAUUUGGAAAACUCAGGAUGAUCUUUUGUUCUUGUAUAGAGCAUUAGAGCAUGUUAUUAAUGUUGGUUCAACGGAGACAGAAUCUGCUGUUGGAAAUGCUACUAAUGGUCAUGUAAACAGUAAUGGACAUGCCAUAAAACUGCCAUCUGCUUGUAGUAAAGAAUCAACUGAUGCAUGAUGAUGAUGGAAAUUAAUUCUAUAAAGUUAUGAAGUUUAUAUUUUGUUCUAAGAAUCAAAUCGGGACGUCGGUUGUAUUGAUAAAGGUUCAGAUGCAUUUGGUGAAAUUUCAUUGUCACCUUUUGCCAGCUUAUUCAGAAAUGUAUUUCCAAUAAAUGCCUCAUGCCAUACAUCAGAGAUGAUUUCAGUGUUGAAGGUACUAUCAAUGCUGAUAUCAUCAGUUAAUUGUAUAUCAAUGUCUAUGAUUUGUAAGAGUAUGAAAAAUAUACUAAUGCUGAUAUAAUUUUCUGUAAAAGAGUUUUGAGGUGUAUAUUUCUUCCCUCAAUUAUGAACAGACUAUUAGAGCAAUUAGGAAUACUGGAGUUGUUGCAAGUGUUCCAAGAAGUUCCAGCUCCUGCACUGCCUAUGUACAGUUGUGGUAGCUAUGAGAAAGUUAUUGAUGCCAUGAUAUGCAUCUAAUUAAGGCUAACUCUAUUUGAGUUGCUAUUCCUCUGUUAUUGACAUCUGAUUGACGUUACAGAGAUAUGAGCUAGUCAAGAGCUAUGUAUUAUUAUAAGCUUUGCGCUUGCUCAAGAUUAUUUUUGUUUUGUUUUUGUUUCAUUUCUGUAUUCUCUAGGCCAGAGCUCUAGAUUUCUAACAACUAGAGUGGGAAAGAUUCUUUAUGCAGUUUUUCAUUUGAGGAAAUAAUAAGUAUAUUAUGGCUUGAGUUUAUUUCUAAAAUAAUAUAAUCUUAAAUAUCAAUAUAUAUAUAUAUAUAUCUAUAAUUAUAUAUAUAUAUAUAUUACAAUUGCCUUUGUUCUGUUAUGACAUGAUGUGACUAAAGUAAACCAUAUUUUAAAUUCUGUAUCUUGUGUAUUUAUUAUCUUAUUGGAUUAAAAAACUUAUAAAUUUGCUUCAAAAUUAGAGAUUUACCCAUAGAACGUGAAAUUUUUCUCUUCUGAGAAACUGCAUUAGAUGAAUGUCCUUCAGUAUAAUUGCAUUUAUGCCUGAUGAUUUUUUUGUUAUCAGGCUCCAUUGUGAUUGUGCCUCUAGUUUAUGGACUGAAUUUUGUAACUCCCACUCACAGUAUAAAAUUGUUUUCUAAAUCUUGCUUAUAUAUUAAGUAGAAAUUAAAUUGAUUUUGAAUGUAAUUUUAUUUAAAUAUGACCAACGAUGCAUUAUAAUUAUAAUUUCUGACUAUUUGUUGCCUGCAAAUCACACUAACAUUUUAUACACACAUUAUAUAUAUAUUUAAGAUAAAACAAAAUACAAUGGCUGCUUUAAGAAUAAUUGGUGACCUCAAAAUUAACUAUUCUAGAUUUUAAUGUUCUCCCCCUAAGUUCAUCCUUUCUCCAAAAUUCAAGAUCUUACCAAAUUACAUAACACCGCUUGAAAAAGGUAACUAAAAUUAACCAGUCAUGGCUCAGCUUCACAUAUGCACCUACAUAGUAUAAAUAUUGUGUUGCGAGCUUCCUUUUCCUAGCUUUUACCAUGCUAGCAACUCUACGCUGUUUAUGCUGUCUAAGAUGGUAACAUUGUACCGUUUAAACCAGUGUACAUAAAAAUUUAUCGUACUCAACGAAAUGAUUGAAAAGUAAUUUGUCUGCCAAACAGAUUAUUUGUGUAAAAAUAAAGAUGGUGUUUCUUCAAUUAAGUUUUUAUUAGCUGCUGCAUCAAGCCUUCAUCCACAGCCACACAACUGCAUUAAAAUAUAUAUAUGUGUGUGUGUGUGUGUGUGUGUGUGUAUGUGUGAUUUUAAAUUAACUGAACCAAAUGGGCAGAAGCACAUUAUUAUUUUUCUUAGAAAUUACUUAGUUCCUGAAAUGUAAAUAAAUUUUGUAGAUGUAUAUCUGUUCUGUUUUGUACAUAUAUAUGUCUGUAUGUCUCUGCGAUGAAAACAUGCAUACACAUAAUCUCUCAUAAAUACAUGUAUAUAAAUACAUUUAUAAAUAUCGGUAUGUUUAUAUAUAUGCACAAAUUUGUACAUGCAUAUAUAUACCUAUAUAUAUAUAUAUAUGCAUGAAAAUUUGAGUGCAUAUGUGUGUGCCUGUAUAUAAAUAUAUGUAUCGGGAAAAUCUAAAAUAAAAUUAACUAUGCAGCUAUAUUAUUACUUCAAUACCUGAAUUUGUUUUGCAUUGAGGGCUUAGGCGAGAUGCUGGAAUUAGUGGGAGAUUAAAAAUAAUAAAACUCAGAGCUUCGUAAUUUGUGUGUUUAAAAAAUGUUAACUGUCAAUUUCUUUUGGUGGGUAUAGUAUGUUUUAUGUACCACUGAACUUGCAUCUUGAUCUUUAUGUAAAUGAGUUUUGUAUAAAAUCAAAUGGAUAACAUUCAUAUUCAUUACUCCGUUAUAUAGGUAUUCAGUAUUGCAUGUAAUUAAGCCAAACAAAACUGAAAUUUUACUGUAAUGUGAUUUUUGACAUAAAGAAUUAUAAGGGCAUUUUUUGGCAUCCAGUUGGCCUUUUUAAUUUUUUUUAAUCCAUAGUUAACUGUGAAACUGCUUUAACAGUUUUAAUAACUUUGGAUACAUAUUCUUUCUAAUAAAAAGCUUAACUUGGUGAUGUUUUUAUGUAAUAGUAAUAAGAUAAGCUUAUUAUUUAAAAUACUAAUAUGUCCUGUUACAUUAUGAGGAUAUUUUUUUAGGGACAUACUGCUUGUAUGCAAUGAAUAUAAAUAAUUCCUAGCUUAGUCAAGGAGUGUAAUGAUAUAGAUUUAGUCUACAGUUGUUAAAUAUUUAAUCUAUGAAAUGUUGUUUCAAUUAUUAUUUAAGCAAGAAUAUAUGAUAUACAUUGCUCAUUGCUGAAUAUUCAUUUUGAUAUCAUCUGAAGGUGGGAAUACUUAUCUAAUACCCUCAUGUGGAAUUACAAGUCUGACUUUCUUAAACUGUGUUGUUAAUGUGCAACACAUUUAUUAUUAAAUAUGAAAUUAGUAUACUUCAUGUCAGUGAGUUACAUAAAACAUAAAAUGGGCUAUUUUUAGCAAAGUAAUGAAAUAUUUCUAUGUAGGAAAGAAACAAUUGACGUGCUGGAAAGGGAAAAAUGUUUUUUGUUUUCUCAAUUUAUAAUAGUAAUUAGAUGCAUAUAAAUUAUUGAAUGUUUAAUAUGCACUUGUAUAAGAUAAAGAUUUUCAGAAGUUAUUAGAGCUAAGAAUGUAGAAAAGAAUUGUGAGUAAAAAUUUGUACUUUUCAAAUGUAUAUAAUAAAUUCAUAUGUAAGUGUCCUAUUCUCAGCAUAUUUUUGUUUCCAAUUUAAGAAACAUGUUUUUGUCUGUAGUUUGCUCUCUUAUGGCAUCUAAGAAAUCUGCUUUGCAGAUUAGAAAGAAGGUUGAUUUACAGAUCUGAAAUCUAUUUAAAGAAUGUAUUUUUAUAGAAAAUCUCACCUGAGUAAUUUUAUCUGAAGUACAUCUCCAGUUAUUAUGAAACUUAGAAGUAAUUAACUCAAAUUAUUAUAGAAAUUUUACAGAAAAUAAAAUGCAUUUUUAUGACAUAGAAAUGCAAAGUUACUUCAUUCAAUAGCAUGAAAGAAUAGUUCAUAUUUUUAUGCUUCACUCAGUUAACUUUAUGUAAAUUUUUUAAUAAUGUGGCACACAUUUCUGCGAUAUUGAGCAAAACCUUAACACACAACCUAUUUUUGAAUAAGCAGUACUAUGAAAAUUUCCAUGAGUAUUAUUAAACUUUAUAUAGCAACUGUGUUAAUAUUGCCAGCUUAAGUAAUUGUUAACACAUAUUUUUUUGUCCUUUAUCAUACCUGUUUUAAACAUGUGUUGAAUGGAUGUCAUAAUUUAUGCUUUUCAGAUUCUGCUGUAUACUUUAUAUAAAUUUUAUUUUGAUAGCCGAAGUUUAGCUUUCUUUCCCAUUUGAUUUUGUUCUUGGAAACAAGGUCUAUUUUUUAAUAUGAAGCACAUGAGAUGUAUUUAUGUUUUAUUUGUGAUACGGUUUAUGUUUAUGCAGGCACAUGAGUUUUCUAGAGCAGCUGUAUCUAAGCCAUGAUUUCAUAUUUUAUUUUGUGGGACCAUGAAAUUUUGUGAUAUAUUGGAUUUCUAGUUUGAAAUAAGUUGUUCCAUAUGUUGUACUUUUUUUGUGUUAAUUUUGUUAUUUUUGGUGUGACAAUUUCUAAGUGGCUUACAAUGAUUUUUAUAAAAUAGAUAUAAAAUUUAUCUAAUUUUUAACUGUUAGCUUUUAGAAUCUUUCAUAAUUGUUCAUUUUAAGUUAUAUAAAAUCACUUUUUACUGCUAAUUAUUCCAGCACGAUUGUGUGAAGUUUGUUUUCCAAAUUUGCUAAUGAAAGAAUGAACUUCUUAUUUUUAGUGCUACACAUUGCUGGGGCUAUUUUAUACAUAUAUUUAUUGUUUUAUUUAAAAUUUUAGUCAGUAAUGUUACAGGAAUAAAUUUUUUCCUGUGUAAGGGUAGUAAAAAGGGGCAUGCAUAUUUACAUUGUUCACUUAAUUUUGGAAACUUUUUAUAAAAAAUGUAAUACACUAGAGUAAAAGGUAUGUGAAUGAAAUUUUGUUAUAUUAUUUAUACAAACUCAUUAGCUGUCAUGUCUAUAUGUAUGUAUUUUAUGCAGAAUGUCUCAGUCAGUAUCUGCUUAUCAUAGUCAUCAUUUGAUAGUUUUUGAUCUACUGUAAUGUAAUUCUUUUAAGUAUUUUGUGCAUUGUGAAAUAGCUUGAAUGUUCACAAAUAUUCGAUUUCUGAUUAGCGGUAACUGAAUAAUUGCUUAUUCUACAGCAUAUGACUAUCUGUUUUAAACACCUUGCAUUAAUUUUUUACCUCUUUUCAUAUUAAUUAUUAGUAAUUGGUAUGAAACUGAAUUAGAAGGUGUAUUUAAAUAUUACUCUUAAUUCAGCUUUAUAUUGGUUGCUCAUAUGGAAUGUGUGAAUAUAUUUUAGAGUUAUCAAUGAUCAGCUUAAAAUAUUUUUAAACUUUAUCCUUGUAAUUAACUGCAUUAUUCAGUGUAAUAUAGAAAACAAUUUAUUUUCUCUCCUGAUAAAUGAAAUAUUUAGAUAUGCUAGAUUUUAACAAAUUUUUAUUAGAGAUUAACUAUAUGAGUAUAAUUGCAUUCAUCUUAUUUUGUGAUGGAGAAAAUGAAUGAAAUAAUGACUUUGUGUGUCUUUUAACUAAGAAGAUUUUUUGCCUUUUUUUACCAUAAUUUUUCAAAGUAUUUUUUUUACUAUCUGUUAUUUUUGUAAAUAUUUAUUGAUUUUAAUUUUUUUGUAAUAUUUUUGUUUAAUUUUACAAUUAUCAUCUUCAAUAUUUUUUAUAAAAUGUAGAAAAAAUUAAUUCUGUUAUAUAGUCAAUGUGUAUUUUUUUAACACAUCCCCUUCCUUCUCUGUGCUGAUCAAAAGAUUUAUGAAUGCUGUAACAGAAUAUUAACUAGCUAUGGAUUUGAACUAUGUGAGAAGAAAUAUUGGAACAGUAUUAUGAUCAAGGCAAUUGUUGCUCAAGCAGUGAAAUAUGUUUACUUGAAAACAAAAUAAAUUUAUCCCUAUGAUA